AUGUCGUUCUUCAAGUCGACGUUCGAAGCGAUUAAAAGCAGUCCUGUAGUGAAAGAGUCGUCAGAACAGAUGAGUUUCAUCACCAAAGUCAUCGGCCAUGCUCGAAACGAAGUUAUCGGUCGAUGGAAUCCUAACCGUCGCCACGACGACCCUGAAGAGCAAGCUCAAGAUGAACUGAGAGCACAGAUAAGAGCAGGCCAUCGAUUUACCAGCUUUGCUGCUGAAAGGUCUGGAAACACCGCAAAAUGGCAUGUGGACGGUCAUGACUAUAUGUGGGCUCUCUCUGAGAUGAUAGAUAAUGCAACGGAGGUCAUCUUUAUCACUGAUUGGUGGCUUACCCCUGAGUUGUACCUUCGUCGACCUCCUGCCUACUUCCCCGAAUGGCGCCUCGACAAACUUUUGAAGAAAAAGGCCGAACAGGGAGUCAAAAUCCACGUUAUCGUAUACAAAGAGGUUACGCAAACCAUGUCAAUGAGCUCUAAACAUACGAAAAACAAGUUGGAGGCCCUCCAUCCCAACAUUACAUGUAUGAGGCAUCCCGACCACAUCGGCGCCAAAGACAGUGUUCAAUUUUGGUCUCAUCAUGAGAAAAUUGUCAUUGUUGACAACCAAUAUGCAGCUGUUGGCGGUCUAGACUUAUGCUUCGGACGCUGGGACACUCACAAUCAUCCUCUCGCUGAUGUCCAUCCUACCGACUUCUCCAAGACCCUUUUCCCUGGCCAGGACUACAACAAUGCUCGCAUCAUGGAUUUCAAGGAUGUGUAUGAUUAUGUCAGCAACACGUUGUCCAUCAUGGACAAUGCAAGAAUGCCAUGGCAUGAUGUACACAUGACUUUCGAGGGUCCAGCUGUUUUAGAUUUGAGUCAACACUUCAUUGAGCGUUGGAAUGAGAUUAAGAAGCGCAAGGCAAGGCAUUGCUCUCAUACUAUUGCCUGGCUUGCAUUACCCGUUGAUCCAGAGUAUGCACCGAACGAGGCCGCUGCUCGCCACCCUCAUCUGGAGCACUGGCGUGAAAUUGGCCGUAAAUACAGGCAACGCUGGCACGGACCACCUCACGAGCCAGAACGAAGCCAGCGCGAGCGCGAGGAAUGCGGCACUGGUCGCGAACGUCAGCCGGGCAAGAAGACUGCAAGAAUUCAGGCGAUUCGAAGUGUUUCAGAUUGGUCUCAUGGAGUCCUGACGGAAGCUAGUAUCCAAGAAGCCUACAUCCAAUUGAUCAGAGAAGCUGAGCAUUACAUCUAUAUCGAAAAUCAAUUUUUCAUCUCUGCGACCAAAACUGGCGGAUCUGUUACCAACCAAAUCGGGGCCGCUCUUGUUGAGCGCAUCGUCCGUGCCGCACAAGAGGGCAAGAAGUUCAAGGUUGUUGUAACGAUUCCGGAAGUUCCUGGAUUCGCUGGCGAUGUCAAAAACGAGAGUUCCAUCAAGAUUAUCAUGGCUGCUCAAUAUAGGACUAUCAAUAGGGGUGGAAGUAGCAUCUACGAAGAAAUCCGAAAGGCUGGUUACGAGCCGAUGGAUUAUAUACGCUUCUAUCAUCUGCGUUCCUAUGACAGGAUCAACGCCCCUAAAGGAUUCAUCAACAAGAUGGAGGAGACUUCUGGUGUCAAGUUCCACGAAGCUCAAGUGGCAUUGUCGAGGCAGUGGGUUGCCGGAGAUGAGCUCACUACCCAGAGGCAAAUUAUCCUUGUUGUCCCUGAAGAAGAGAGCUUGGUCCCCGCUGAUAAGUCCAAAGCCCAAAGUACGAUCAAAGUAGACAUUCCAGUAGACGACAACGCUGCUCGUGAGGUCGUUGAGAGAUUCGAGAAUGGAGCACGCGAUCUUCGCUCCGAUGAACCUGUUGCAGACUCAGUCGCGCAACACAUGCUUGACGACAAGACCUCUUUGCUCGACGAGCAGUGGUUAGGUACAGAGGAGGAAGAACUUAAUGCAUACGUCUCUGAAUUGUUGUAUAUUCACUCCAAAUUGAUGAUUGUUGACGACCGCCGUGUCAUCAUUGGAUCUGCCAAUAUCAACGAUCGCAGUCAGAAAGGUGAUGGAGAUUCUGAAAUAGCUCUGGUUAUAGAGGAUGAUGAUAUGAUCAAUUCCACGAUGGACGGCGAACCCUAUGAGGUUUCCCGCUUUGCUGCCACUCUUCGCCGCCAGCUCUACAAAGAGCACCUUGGUCUUAUCCCCCCACAAACGUGUGCGGAGCGCAACCCUGAGGUAACGUCCUUCAUGCGCCCAGCGCCUUACCCCAACAGGGACGAUACGCACACGCGCGAAGACCGCCUUGUGGCGGACCCCAUUUCCGACGAUACCGACAUGCUUUGGAAAGAAACAGCUCGUAAGAAUCGUGAGGUGUUCUCGGAACUCUUCCGUCCUGUCCCAACCAACUUAGUUCGCAACUGGGACGCAUACGAUAAAUACCGCCCUAAGGGUGUCAAGACGGGCCAUGUUGUCCCCGGGAUUCCGCUGGAACGCGUCAAGAAGCGCCUUGACCAAGUUAAAGGUGCUUUAGUUGAAUGUCCAUUGGACUUCCUCAUCGAGGAUAGGGAUCUAGUCACUGGCGCUGAGUGGACCCACCUAAACCCUACUCUGCCUAUCUACAUUUAA
Molecule: messenger RNA, 2589 nt
Organism: Psilocybe cubensis
Lineage: Eukaryota; Fungi; Basidiomycota; Agaricomycetes; Agaricales; Agrocybaceae
Exons: 24
Coding region: 1-2589 (862 amino acids)
Biological process (GO): intracellular signal transduction; cell motility; phosphatidic acid biosynthetic process
Molecular function (GO): D-type glycerophospholipase activity
Source: RefSeq, a predicted model, not a curated record